AUGCAGUGGUGCAGGUGGGCCGGAGGUUGGCGAUCACACCUACCAAGACAGUCUGCUGGGCCGGAGAUAGAGGACUCUUUCGACUUUCUUUUUAAAAUCAUCCUGGUUGGGGACUCAGAUGUAGGGAAGACCUGUGUUGUUCAGAGCUUCAAGUCUGGAAUCUUCAUUGAGAAGCAGCAAAACACCAUUGGGGUCGACUUUACUGUUCGUACCCUGGAUAUUGAUGGCAAGAAGGUGAAGAUGCAGGUGUGGGACACAGCUGGACAGGAGCGUUUCCGCACCAUAACUCAGAGUUACUACCGCAGUGCCCAUGGGGCAAUGGUGGCCUAUGACAUCACACGCCGCACAACAUUUGAAUCUGUUCCCCACUGGGUCCGGGAGGUAGAGCAGUUUGGAGCAGCCAGCGUGGUUGUGAUACUCAUUGGUAAUAAGUCAGACCUCCAUGCUCAGAGGCAGGUGUUGUUUGAGGAUGCGUGCACUCUGGCAGAAAAUAACAGUGUGCUUGCUGCUCUGGAGACGUCAGCCAAGGAGGCCCAAAACGUGGAGGCAGCCUUUAUCCUAAUGGCCCGGGAGCUGCUGGCACGUAAUGGCAUGACUAUCAUAGACGAGGCUGCCCAAGAUUCGUCUCAGUUUAUCUUGAGCAGCAACUCACACCCAGUUCACGGCUCCGAGGCCUCAGAUAAAAAGUGUGGAUGCUGAAGGAACUGAAGUAACAGUUGUAAAAGAAAGUGUGUUUGACCAGAUAAAGUUGGUUAGUUGUAGGAUUUGUUGUAUUCUGUGUGUGUGAAUCUAAGUUUUAUAUUUGUUUUGACUUUUAAUAUUUAUACCUUGAGUAGAAUCAGUGUAAGAAAGGUUUUAUAUGA
Scomber japonicus (chub mackerel) is the source of this 863-nucleotide messenger RNA. RefSeq names its product ras-related protein Rab-19 (gene rab19). The record is from RefSeq and is a predicted model, not a curated record. Gene Ontology annotation, cellular component: trans-Golgi network. The transcript is spliced from 4 exons. Bases 1 to 699 code for a protein of 232 amino acids. NCBI's taxonomy places the organism in Eukaryota, Metazoa, Chordata, Actinopteri, Scombriformes, Scombridae. Gene Ontology annotation, molecular function: GTP binding; GTPase activity.